Molecule: messenger RNA, 951 nt
Organism: Plasmodium coatneyi
Lineage: Eukaryota; Apicomplexa; Aconoidasida; Haemosporida; Plasmodiidae
Product: L-lactate dehydrogenase
Exons: 1
Coding region: 1-951 (316 amino acids)
Biological process (GO): carboxylic acid metabolic process
Molecular function (GO): oxidoreductase activity, acting on the CH-OH group of donors, NAD or NADP as acceptor
Source: RefSeq, a predicted model, not a curated record
AUGGCGCCAAAGCCCAAAAUCGUUCUCGUUGGAUCUGGCAUGAUCGGAGGAGUAAUGGCCACGCUGAUUGUUCAGAAGAACUUGGGUGACGUGGUCAUGUUUGACGUUGUAAAGAACAUGCCCCAGGGGAAGGCACUAGAUACAUCCCACUCGAAUGUAAUGGCCUACUCCAAUUGUAAGGUCACCGGAUCUAACUCGUAUGAAGACUUGAAAGGAGCUGACGUAGUUAUCGUGACGGCAGGUUUUACUAAGGCACCUGGAAAGAGUGACAAGGAAUGGAACCGAGAUGACCUACUCCCACUGAACAACAAAAUUAUGAUUGAAAUAGGAGGACACAUAAAGAAACUGUGCCCUAAUGCUUUCAUCAUCGUGGUUACCAACCCAGUAGAUGUCAUGGUUCAGCUGCUUUUCGAACACUCCGGUGUACCAAAAAAUAAGAUCAUCGGAUUAGGUGGUGUUUUAGAUACAUCUAGGUUGAAGUACUAUUUGUCGCAGAAGUUGAAUGUCUGCCCCAGAGAUGUUAAUGCACUUAUUGUCGGUGCACACGGAAAUAAAAUGGUUCUUCUAAAGAGGUAUAUCACUGUAGGAGGUAUUCCACUACAAGAGUUUAUUAAUAACAAAAAAAUUACCGACGAAGAAGUGGAGGCCAUAUUUGACAGAACAAUCAACACUGCCUUGGAGAUUGUAAACCUUCUUGCCUCUCCCUACGUUGCCCCAGCUGCUGCUAUUAUAGAAAUGGCCGAGUCGUACUUAAAAGACAUAAAGAAGGUCCUUGUGUGUUCCACUUUACUGGAAGGACAAUACGGUCACAAGAAUAUCUUCGGUGGUACUCCUCUCGUUAUCGGAGGUACCGGUGUUGAGCAGGUUAUCGAGUUACAACUCAAUGCAGAAGAGAAGGCCAAAUUUGAUGAAGCCGUAGCGGAGACCAAGAGAAUGAAGGCGCUCAUUUAA